AUGGAAUUUUAUAUGUCUAAUGCUUCUCCAAGUCAGCAUCUCGGUGUUUACUCAACAAAGAGGAUGUGGAUGAGCCGUUCAAGAAUCCUCUGCUUUUCUCCCUUCGUCUCUAGGUCUCUCAUCCUUACUGGAUUCAUCGGGCUAUUGGGUUGUACCUUUAUGCUUUGUAGUUGUAAGACGUCUGGUUGCGAUCGAAUUGGGACACCAGGGAAGAGAAAGGCCACAUGUUGUGGUCUUUGGUGGGUUGAAAUGUUAAAAACAAGUGGUCAAUAUAAAGAGGAACCUCUUCAUUAAGCUAUGAUGCAUGCUUGAACAAACAUUUUGUUAUUGUUACUUUUUAGCUAAACCAGUUAUGUUAAGAAAGUAUGCCAUCAGGUUGUGGUGGUUUAGGUCCAAAAGGGAAUCUUAUGCAAUUUUGGUUCUCAAGACUUCUUAUUUCCCAUUUUCAUUUUUCUUGAAUCUUAACAGAGUUACUUCCAGGUGCUAAAAUGAGUGAUGCUUCCAAGAAACUUGGAAAGUGUUAGGGUGCAAAGUCACUCUUGGAUGUAGUGUUUUAGGCUUACCCUCUUGUAUGUGUAAAUGGGUUGAGUCUUUCCUAUAAAUAGGAAGUGAGUGACUCCCAUUAUGUAAGGAACCAUUUGGAGUGUUAGACUAGAGAGAGAAACUUUGUACAAACCCAUUUGUAUAUUCUUUCUAGAUCUAAUAUGAGCUUACAAAGAUUUAUUUACUCCUUGUGUUCUUGAUUUUACAUGAUGAUUACUAGAUCUUUCUAAUUCCGCACAUGCCAUCAUAAUCAACACCACUACAGAAAGUAAUUUGCUACUGGAGGUUCAGUUAUGAAG
Messenger RNA from Lactuca virosa, 842 nucleotides. Lineage: Eukaryota; Viridiplantae; Streptophyta; Magnoliopsida; Asterales; Asteraceae. The record is from the annotation of a GenBank genome assembly.